CUCUGCGCGGCGGCGCGGGAUGAGGCCGCCCGCUGCCCCGGGCAGCUCCGGGGACGGGCACAGCGCAGGGGCCGCGGCGGCGGGGCUGUGAGCCAUGCUCAGCCGGGAUGCUCUGCCCUCCGGUGAGGGCGGCCAGGAGAAAGCCAUGACGGUGCGCUCGGUGCUGCUCAACCGCGACUCGCCCGACAUCGAGAGCCGCCUGCAGCGCCGGCGCAACCGCACGCAGCAGGUGCGCUUCAAGGACCUGGUGGAGGGCAGCCCCCCCCCAGCGCCCGCCCCCGGCCCCAACACCCCACGUGCCUCGCCGCCCCCCAGGGCCCCCCCUGAGCCGGCGGCUCUCUGUGCCUCGCGGCGCAGCUGGCCCCAGGCCCAGCCGUGCUCGCUGACGCUGCCCAUGCCCAGGAAGGCCUGCGCCAGCGCUGCCAUCCAAACCUCCCCCAGCCUCCAGAAGCCCUUCCCGGCCCCCCGGCCCCACAGCAGGAGCGUCUGCGAUGUGGCCAUGGACACGGGGCUGCUCGCCGCCCUGGGGAGCGCCCGCUGCCCAGGGGGAGCUGCACCCGCUGCCUCGGUGCGGGCAGUUCCCCCGCAGAUGCCCACACCCGAGCGUGCCCCCUCCCACACCCAACACCCCGCGGCGUGCCGCGUGCCGCCGCCACCGCCCAGGGAUCCCUGUCCCCCAUACCCGGGCACGGCCGGGUGCCCCGCUGCCAGCUGUACCCCCUCAGCCAAGAGCUGCUCCGCCGAGCCCUGCGCCCGACCCGGCGGGACCCCCCGGGGUGGGCGGGGGCGGGGGCCCCCCCAGCGUCCAGCCUCCGUGCCCUGCACCCAGCCUUCCUCUGAGGUGUGGGUGCUCGGCCGCAGCGACUCGGAGCACAGCCUGCCCCGCGGGCACCGCCAGCCGCCCCUCCUCCACCAGCCAGCUCAGGGCAACCUCCCCCACGACCCCUUGCCACCCCAGCACCAGCUCUGCGGCUCGCCCUGGGGGAGGCCCUGCUGCACCCCAGCACCCGUCCCACCAGCGCCAGGCUGGCACAGCUCUGCCACCGCUGCACUGGAGACCACACCAGCUGCACUCAGCCAUCCGGACGCGCAGGACGUCUGCAGCCAGCUGCGGGCUGCCAAGCCCAGCCACGAGCAGGCAGCUCCGGAAAGGCACAAGGGACCCCCACACGGCGUCAGUACAGUGGUUCAGCCCGGUGGGCACACACCGGAGCCCCCCCAGCAUGGGCAGCCCUGCCUCAGCACCCAGCAAUCGGAGACGCUACGCCACGUGCAGGACCUGCUGCAGAUGGUGGUGGCAGCCAAGGGGACACCGGGAGCCGCGGCGGGGGAAGAGCACGGCCACACAUCUCAGGGACAGGGGGCACAGGGGGACCUGCAGUCCCAGCUGCAGUCCCUGGAAGGGGUGCUGGAGACCAGCCAGCAAACCAUCCGCGUGCUGCUGGACGUCAUCCAGGACCUGGAGAAGAAGGAGGCCCAGCGGGACGGGCGACACUCGUACCGGACGGGGCAGGACAUCGCCAACUGCGGAACGUGCCGGGACUGUGCCUGCAUCAUCUACAGCGUGGAGCACGACUUUCGGCAGCAGGAGGGCCGCUUCCAGCGGGUGUUGAGCCACAUGGAGGGCGACGCAGCACACGGCAGCCCCACGCCGGGGCCCGUCCCCCCCGCCCGGCAGGAGCCUUCACCCCCUGCGAAGCUGGACGCCAAGAAAUCCCGGCGCAAGUGCUUCUGGUUCCUGUGAGCCCCGGCACUGACACCGGCUCCUGCCUCCUCUCCCUCCCUCCGACGUUAGGGUUUGGGUAGCACCAGCUUUUGUACUUUUAACCAUUCUGUUUAACGUACUGAAGAACCCGUGUAAAUAAGAGGGGAGGGGAGCAGCGGCUGUAUUUACGGAGAAACCAAUAAAUUCCAGGGAGAAGCUAUUUUUGUUA
Gallus gallus (chicken) is the source of this 1934-nucleotide messenger RNA. RefSeq names its product protein FAM196A-like (gene INSYN2B2). The record is from RefSeq and is a predicted model, not a curated record. The transcript is spliced from 3 exons. Bases 95 to 1744 code for a protein of 549 amino acids. NCBI's taxonomy places the organism in Eukaryota, Metazoa, Chordata, Aves, Galliformes, Phasianidae. Gene Ontology annotation, cellular component: postsynaptic density. Gene Ontology annotation, biological process: inhibitory postsynaptic potential.